Sorghum bicolor (sorghum) is the source of this 1958-nucleotide messenger RNA. Its product is annotated as zinc finger protein ZAT4. NCBI's taxonomy places the organism in Eukaryota, Viridiplantae, Streptophyta, Magnoliopsida, Poales, Poaceae. The transcript has a single exon. The record is from RefSeq and is a predicted model, not a curated record. Gene Ontology annotation, biological process: regulation of DNA-templated transcription. The coding region runs from base 533 to 1693 and encodes 386 amino acids.
AAUUACCGAGUAGUACGCCCCCAGAUCCAAUUGAUCUCCGUAUUCAAUCCGGCCAGUUAUGCAAAUGCGAAUUUCUCUCUGUUUCAUUUACAAGACAGGCUACGCCAUUUCCUUGGAGCAGUUAUUUUCUGUUUUUAUCUUGUGGAUCUUCAGUUUUUACAAGUGUCUUCAACGCCCUUAAUUUUGUAAACCCUGCCCCUGUGCUGUGUGUGUAUUUAAGUGUUGUGCUUAAGCAACUUUUUCUUUCUCACCUUCUCCAAUCCUCAUGCUUGUCACCUACUCCUUUUAAGUUCCCCACUCCCCCGUCUCACACUUCUUCCGCCUCUUUUUCCAUCAGAUUAGGGAGUGAGGCCCGCUCAAAGGCAGCGCAGCAGCAAGCAAAGGGAGAAAGCAAGCAAGGGAGUAAGCAGAGGGCAAAGCAAGCAGCUAGCUCAGCUGCUCAGUGCUCACUCCUCCACCAUUGCAGCGUUUGCUCUGUGCUGGUCGUCUUCCGUUUGCAGGAGAAUUCCUUGCUUGUUGUUGCGUGGUGGUGAUGGACAGGCACACCUGCAAGCUCUGCUUCCGAAGGUUCCACAAUGGCCGCGCGCUGGGCGGCCACAUGCGCUCCCAUGUCAUGGCCGCGUCGGCUGCAGCGUUCCACUCGCCGCUGCUGUCGCGGCAGCCGCAAUCGCCGCCGCUCUCCCUGUCCCUGGCGUCUACCUCGUCGACAGAGAUGGGUGACGACAAGCCGUCGGCGCAGCAGAAGCCGCCACCGACGCCGUGCGUUGUACGCGAAGGCACCAAGAAAAGGUUCGACGACUCCCCUGGAUUCUCUUCCCGCGGUAGGGCCGCCCGCGGCGGCGAGUCGUCGGUCGUGCAGGACGGGGAGAGCGACACGGAGUCGUCGUCCCCGCGGUUCGCCGUCGUGAGCCGGCGACGCUCGAAGCGGGCGCGCCGGCGCGCGCCGCCACCGGCGGUGGUGGUGGCGUCCGACGAUCCCGAGCAGCCAGCUGCGAGCAGCGUCUCCGACGCGAUGCCCGUGGAGGACGUGGCCAUGUCGCUCGUGAUGCUGUCUCGGGACUCGUGGACGCGGUCCAGCAGAUCCGGCCGGGGGGACCCGGCGAGCUCGGAGGCCGUGCAGAGGCAGAACAAUGACCACGACGACGACGACGACGACGGCGUCCGCUCGUUCGUCGGCGUCGGCGCGGACGACGCCGAUCAUCACGAGCACGAGGACGACGACGUCGUCGCGCGCCCGCCGCGCGGCGGCAGGCACCACCAGUGCGGCGUGUGCAGGAAGGUGUUCCGGUCGUACCAGGCGCUCGGCGGCCACCGCGCCAGCAUCAAGAAAGGGAAGGGCGGGUGCUUGCCGGUGCCGGUGCCGGUUCCGCCUCCCGCCGCGCCGUCGUCGUCCAAGUCUCACUGCCGCGCCGAGAACAACGGCCCGGCGCCGGCGGUCCACGAGUGCCCGUUCUGCUUCCGCGUGUUCGAGUCCGGACAGGCCCUGGGCGGCCACAAGCGCGCGCACAUGCCGUCCUCCGCCGCCGGCGCCGGCGCGCCCGCCCCGCCGACGACCCCAUCCCCGCGGACGCCUGCAGCGAAAUGCGGCGACAGCUCCGGGUCCUUCGAUCUCAACGUGCCGGCCGCCGCGACAGACGACGACUUCGAGCUCUCCGCCGUGUACGACACCGAGUUCGGCGGCGGCAGACAGUGAGGCCUGCCAGCUGCUGAUCCGAUCGAUACCUACUACGACAGUAGGACGCCAACUUCAGACCGAGACCGGCCGGCUGAUGCUCUUUGCGCAGCUGCUGGCUGCUGAGGUAAGGGCGUGGGUUCCAUCCAUUCCAUGCAAGAACCAGAUGGAUCAUGGAGAACAACAGUUGAGCAUUUUUUUUUGUUUCCUUUCUGUUGUUUCCUCUAGCAGUACGUAUACUGUACCUAAAUUAGAUGAACAUCAGCACAUUCAUAUUCUUUUGGUU